Chanos chanos (milkfish) is the source of this 865-nucleotide messenger RNA. RefSeq names its product C-x(9)-C motif containing 2 (gene cmc2). The record is from RefSeq and is a predicted model, not a curated record. Lineage: Eukaryota; Metazoa; Chordata; Actinopteri; Gonorynchiformes; Chanidae. Gene Ontology annotation, cellular component: mitochondrion. Bases 270 to 506 code for a protein of 78 amino acids. The transcript has 4 exons.
UUGAGCGGUAAUCUGCGAAACCAGACCGGUCAGAUCUAAAAACAGCGAUAAUCCACAAAACCCGAUCAAAUUGAUAUUUUAAUCUGGGUCUGCAAAAAUUCUUACAAGUUGCCUAAAGUGACCGACAGGGUUUUGCCCUUCAAAAGCUGUGAAAAGUUAGCUAACUCAUGUACGAUCUGUCCACUUUUUGACAGGUCACCCUACAAAACCACAACACCUUAAAUGCCCACGUUUACAGACAGGUUUAAGACGUGAGACCUUAACUCAAGAUGCACCCAGACUUGUCCCCCCAUUUACACACUGAUGAAUGCAACGAGUUGAUAACAAUGCUUAAAAAAUGCCACAAGGAGCACAACGUUCUCAGGUUCUUUGGCACUUGUAAUGAGUUGGAUCGUGCAAUGCGAGACUGUCUGAAGAAAGAGUAUCAAGCUAAGAGGGAACGGAGCAAGGCCCAUGCUGAGGAAAUGAGACAGAGACUUAAGGAGGGCCCCAGACCACAGAGCUAAGAGCAGAAGGGCUGUCCACAGCUGUACACCACACUGAGACAUGCCCUGGAGCUUGGACCAGGACCUCUUGACUGAGCAUUUGCAUUGUCACCUUCUUUGCUGCUGUAAGACAACUGAGAGGUUUCUUGUCUCCAUGGGUUUGUUGUGACUUUGUUAGAUGUAUUGAUCAUGGACUCCGGAUAAAGUAAAUAAAGGGACAGCAUCGCUGUUGGAAUACGUACUAACUGAAAUGAAAACAAGGCAAAGGAACUUUAUGAGAUGUGCCCUUGAUAAGAAUCUGUGCAACCUGACAUGAAAAGGUUACAUAUCUAUUUAAAGCUAUUUAAAAGAUGUGUAAAUUAUGAAUAAUAUGCACUCAA